This is a messenger RNA of Bursaphelenchus okinawaensis, 3013 nucleotides long. The record is from the annotation of a GenBank genome assembly. NCBI's taxonomy places the organism in Eukaryota, Metazoa, Nematoda, Chromadorea, Rhabditida, Aphelenchoididae.
AUGAUUAAUAUCGCUACACAGAAGCCCCGGUACUUGACGGAAACCAUGGUGACCACUUCUGAAUACGACUGUGUAUCGUCUAGUGAGCCAUCUACAUCUUCUCUCGACUCCAAUUCCAAUGGUUCAGUAGAAUUCAGAUGUCACGAUGAUGGCGCUACUGACUUCAGCAAACACCGUGACGAUGCUUCGGACCUCAGCUACAGACAUCAUUCAUUAGGACGAAGGAGACGCUACAUCAAGCAGAUUCCAAAGAAGAAGCACACGAUGACAAAGAUAACCAAGAUAAAGUUGUCGCGGAAUUAUGGCAAAGUCAUUUCAAAAGAGAUCCCAAUUGGAGUUCAGCAACCGGUCAUAAAGAAGCAGGAGAGGAGUCGAGUCCUGACAUCGACCAGAAAAACACUGGACUUUAUACACUGCGCGCCUUCUGGGAGCAAAGAUUCUGAGAAGGAAGACAGUGAAGAAGGCUACAGAAGGUCGCCAGAUACCCCUGCCAACGUGGAGAGUUGUCGUUACAGUAUCUCCGAGUUCGACUAUCCCGUCCGCUUCAACGACGACGUCUUCUCGAACACGCUACUCAACUCUCGAGUACCGUGCUUGACGCCACCGUUCACAGACGAGUGCUACAGCCCGAAUGACCAAGUUCUGAAUGAUUCUGACUUCGACGACGAUGAGACCGAGUUUAUGAAUGCCACGAACAAGAUCUACGAGAACCUGUCGUCGGUGUUUCUGAAGGUGGAGCCUCAGGACCAGAAGACGGUGGAGAUGCCUCAAACCCUGCCUCCCAGAAUCCAAGUCGAGGACGAGGCUUCGCUCUAUGGUAAGUUUGUCGAGAGUGGCAUUACGUCACAAAUCCACAUUAAGUUGGCACUUGAUUCAGCGGCUUCUUAGCCUUGUGCAAACAGCUUUAGCCUUGUUUUAAUUAGAUAAUUUUAUGCUUUAUAACAGUAUUUUAGGUAAUAAUUUUGAUUUGUUUCAGGACGUUUAACAGCUCUUCUCCUCACAGAAGCCAAGAACGACAAAACUAAAAGCAAGAAGAUCACUGAGGUGCAGGAAGAGGUCAAGAUCAUGUUUGGCAUUCCAAGUAUCUUUGACCUGAAGCUGGACGACGACUUGGCCUUCAGCAGGAAUUGUGCCAUUCUCGGUAAGUUGCAGUACUCUAUACAUUUUUGAAAAGUUUAACUUAAGUUAAAGUACAUUUAACAUUUUAUGAACAAAGGUAAAUUCUAUAAAUUUUCUGACCUUUUAUGCAUAUUAUCCAAACUUGUGUCUCAGCAUGUAACUCCACGGUGCUGUAGGGUAUUCAGAAGCGGCGGCGUAGGAUAGGCGAGAGACUAAUCUGAUGGCGCAACAAAGAAAUAUUAGUUAAACUGUUAUAAGCCUGUCUUUGGACUAGCCGAACAUCCCCAGGCUAGGAUUGUUCAAUCUCUUAAAUAGAUUUUGCCACAUAUAGAAAAUACAGUAACCAUUUUGCAGUAAAUUUGUUUUAAUUUAGACUAAUGAGCAUGUUUUUGUAAUUUUUAUGAUUUUUUAACAAAAUUACAGUAUCCUUCGUGGUAGUUUAUCCAAAAUCCCAAGAAUUAUGAUGUCCACAAUUGUCCGGGCAAUUUACCGGCGGUAAUCGGUGUCUGUGAUCUUCGCUAAUUACUUUGUUAUCCUGAGCCACUUGUUAGUUUACCAAGAGUAACAUUAAUUUACACCUUUUGAAGUGUUAGCGGGUUCCGGCUAUACCUCUUUUAUGUAACAAUAACCUUUACUUCCCAAUAAUUUACAUCAAUCUAAUGGUCACGUCUAUAUUAUAGUAGUUGCUACAUUAACAUAACUGUUACCAUGACUUCUAUAUUACAGUAAUAUCUAUGUUAAAAAACUGUUACUAUGACUACACUUUGGUAUCUUUUAUGGUCAGAGUCUCGAGACAGAGCGCUGUUACCUAAUCGACUGUUUGAUCAAGAAUCUGGCCUUGACUUUAGCGGUCGAUUCCCACCUUUCCGGUCAAAACAACUUAAUUGAGGGUCAUGGGAUUGUAAAAUACGUUUAAGUUACGAUUUAAUUCAUUUGAGGUACUAUUACUACGAAAUUAAACCUAUAGUUCUGUCACAAACUCUAUGAUUAUUUAAAUUUUUUGAAAGUUGGGCCGAAACUCUAUUUUGAAAAAUUGUGCUUUAAUCAUACAGUAUACCUGCAUUGAUUCUACAGUACACAGUAUUGUUUCGAAGCUGACCUCGGAGUAUAAAUUCAAUAAAAUAUGUUAUCUUUGAUCUGAAUUACACCUGUCCUCAGCCCGGUGUCGGUCGUAAAAGUGGUCAAAAAUACCGCCACAUUUUACUGCCGGCAUCUGAAUACAGGUGCCAAUUGGGUCUCGACUUUAUGACUCAAUUAGCGACUGGUCGAUAAUUGUUGCGCAACAAAGAGGCUGAAUUCAAAAUUGUUUUGGUUUUAACACUACUGUGUGAUUCUAAAACUACUUUAAUAUUUUAAAUAUGGUAAUUAAGCAAAGCCCGUUUCAAACAAAAAGUUAUAAUCUAAAAAUACAAAUAUGGUUUUUGAAAUUUAAAUUUUGAUUUCAAAAAAAUUCAAAUGGCAAUAAUUGCUAGUCCAAACAAACAUUGUAGACACUUGUUUAAACAAAUUAACCAAGGGCCGAUCGUAUUUCAGCUACAAGUGGCAGAUUAAUGUUUGGCUAAUGCGCAUUUUAAUGGUCAGAUAGGGUCACAAAUUAAACGGUCUAGAAUUACAUAGCUGUGCCCACAUUCCAUUCCUCUGCUUUCACAUACACACACAAUAACACAAAAAAUAAUCCUAAAAUAAAAUGAACACUUAUAUUAUUCAUAUUAAUUAUAAUAAAAUUUCAGGUCAACUAGUAGCAACUAAUCUCCGUCAAUUACACUCUCAAUCACCUCAAGAGUUCUCACUUCAGGUGAAACGGCUACACAAACUACUGUACAGUCUGAAGAAGAAGAACGCCUUCCUUUCCGGCGUCGGCCGCUUCGUUCAAAGACUGUUCCGUACCGUGUAG